GACAGGGUCCAGCUGAUGCCCCGGAAGUGCUCUACUCGCUGUGUUCCACGUGUGUCUGUGCAGCGGCGGGGCCCGCAUGUUGCUGGCGGCGGCGGCGGCGGCGGCCUGACUGACAGCUCCUCUCCCUCUCUCUCCCUCUCCACCGGCUCCAGCUCCAGCCCACAGUCCGCUAACACCAUGGGCGACCAGGCCCUGCAGCUGGCGGCCCUCCCCCUCGUCGCCAAGUUGAACGAGAGGAGCCGCAGCGAGCUGAGCAAGUACUUGGCCAAGCAGAUUUGGAACAAGCAGGAUCGACAGUAUAUACUCAAUGUCUUGGCUCAGCUGUUGCUGGAUAAGGAAUGCACACUGCUGAUCGGACGCCAUCUCAGGCCUCUGCUGUUGGAUCUUCUUGAACGCAACGUGAAGGCGAUCAAAGGGCCCGUGUUCAACCAUGACCUGCACGAGCGGUUAUGUGUAGCAAUGAGCAAGCUUAUUGAUAUCAGCCCUGAUGUCAUUUUGUUUGCCCUGAGGUACUUUAAGGAUUCUCCGCCAGUCUUUCAGAGAUUGUUUCUGGAGAGUUCGGAUUCCAAUACAGUCCGCUAUGGUCGGAAGCGAAUGAAACUCCGAGACCUCAUGUGCGCAGCGAGCAAAUUCUUGAAGGAAAACUGGAUAAUGUUCAGUGAAUUAUGGGAUUGGAGUGUGUGCCUUCCAUUGUUGGGAAGCCAUGAUGCCUUGGUUCGUUGGUAUACGGCAAGAUGUCUUGCAGUUGUAACAAACAUGAGUGAUGAACAAAAGAACCACUUCUUCAAAAAAAUUCUCACUACAGAAGACCUGACAAAUUUUAGACUGCAAUUAUUGGAAGAUGACAUGUUGCUGAAUGUGGAGAAGGCCUUGGUACUGGCAAAUUCCAAAACUGGUAUUUGGCAGAAAGAGAAACAACAAAAAUAUACCCAAGGGCACGUGUUGUCUGGAGAUUUGUCUGAGAGUGUUGUGGUGGUGUGUGGAAUCGUGUUACCACGGAACCAACUCGCCCAAAAGGACCAGUGCAUCAAUAAGUCGCUUGUGUUGGUGGCUUCGACCUACGGUUACCUGCAGAACCUGGCGAUGGCGGUGUUGUCCCAGAAUGCGGUGUUGCUAGAAGGGCCAAUUGGCUGUGGUAAAACUGCUUUAGUAGAAUAUUUGACAGCGGUCACGGGUCGACAGAAGGCUCCUGACUUCUUGAAAGUACAACUUGGAGACCAGACUGACAGCAAGAUGUUGCUGGGAAUGUAUCGCUGUGCAGAUGUUCCUGGGGAGUUUGUUUGGCAGCCUGGAUCACUGACUCAAGCUGUGAUGAAUGGAUAUUGGCUUCUCCUGGAAGACAUUGACUAUGCACCACUAGAUGUUAUAUCUGUGCUGAUCCCUUUGCUGGAGACUGGGGAGCUCUUAAUUCCCGGACAUGGUGAUUGCAUAAAAGCAGCACCUGGAUUUCAGUUUUUUGCAACAAGAAGGUUGUUCAGUAGCAAUGUAGGUUGGUACCGACAACAAAACAGUCAUGCAAAUUUGUUGGACAAACUAUGGACCAAAAUCCAGUUGGAUAAUAUGCACAGAGCAGAAUUAAAAGAAGUGUUAGUGAACCAGUAUCCAAGCCUAGAAAUGGUGAUAGACCGACUUUUGGACAUUUACUGCCAACUAACUGGCAAGAAACAUCAAGAAGUGAAAAUCAAUUUGGCUGGAAAUCACGAAAAUAUGGAAUCAGUUGAUUGUGCGGCAAAACCUGAAGAGAAAGACUUCUGCCUUGAGGGAAGAGGAUUAUCUUUAAGAGAUUUACUGAAAUGGUGUGAGAGAAUAAUUCCUAACUUUGAUGGGACAUCAUCUUCCACUGCUCUCUGCAUUUUCCACGAGGCACUGGAUUGUUUCACAGCCAUGAUAUCCAAGCUGAAGAGUAGACAGAAAAUGGCAGAGAUCAUUGGAAGCAAACUAAAUAUUUCAAAAGAAAAGGCUGAGUACUUCUGUCAGUUGUAUAAACCUGCUGUUGAGCUGAAUGAAGAUGCAGUGAUUGUAGGGCGGUCUGUUCUUCCUCGAAGAAUCAGUGAUAUCAUCCAGCUGCAGUUGGAAACCCAGACGUUUUCGGCUACAAGACCCUCAUCUCUUCUCCUAGAGCAGUUGGCUGUUUGUCUUAGCAAAGAGGAGCCUGUCUUAUUGGUUGGUGAAACAGGCACUGGAAAGACAUCCACUGUCCAGUACCUUGCCAGGAUUACUGGCCACAAGCUGAAGGUUGUAAACAUGAACCAACAGAGUGACACGGCUGAUUUGCUUGGAGGAUACAAGCCUAUGGACCGUAGACUUAUUAUGUUGCCAUUGCGUGAAGCGUUCGAAGAACUUUUCAUUCACACGUACUCAAGGAAGCAAAAUACCACCUUCUUGGGACAUAUCCAAAUGUGCUGCAAGCAGAAACGAUGGCAAGAUUUGCUUCAGCUGAUGUUGCAUGUCCACAAAAUGGCCGUCAGUAAGGAGAUGAAAUCUAAAGAGACUGGUGCCUGCCUGAAAGUGAAGUGGGAAUUGCUCGGUCUGCGUCUGGCCCAGGCUCAGCAGCAGAUGAAACUGAGCGAAUCAUCGUUGGUGUUUGCCUUUGUGGAGGGCACCUUAGCACAAGCUGUGAAAAAUGGCGAAUGGAUAUUGUUGGAUGAGAUUAACUUGGCUUCAGCAGAGACACUAGAGUGUUUGAGUGGACUACUGGAAGGAAAUAAAAGUUCCCUUGUGCUUUUAGAUCGAGGAGAUACUGAGCCAAUACACCGUGACCCAGAGUUUCGUUUGUUUGCCUGCAUGAAUCCAGCAACAGACGUAGGCAAGAGAAACUUACCACCAGGCAUACGUAAUCGGUUUACAGAACUGUAUGUUGAUGAACUGGAAACUGAGGGAGAUCUCAGAAUCCUCGUAUCUGAUUACCUCCAAGGAUUAAAUGUCAGCAAAAAAACUAUUCAAGGGAUCAUUGAGUUUUACUUAUCAGUCCGUAAGGAGACAGACGUCAAGUUAAUGGAUGGAACAGGGCACAGACCCCACUAUAGCCUUCGGACCCUCUGCCGUGCUCUCAGAUUUGCAGCAUUGAACUCUUACAACAGUGUUCAACGCUCGCUAUACGAGGGGUUCUGCAUGAGCUUCCUGACACAGCUGGAUCGCACAUCUCACCCAGUUGUGGAGAAGUUAAUCUGUCGUCAUGUUAUUGGAGCUAACGCCAAAGCUGUUCUCCAGCAGCCCAUCCCAGAACCAAAAGGAGUUGGCACAGUGCAGAUUGAAGGCUACUGGAUUACGAUAGGAGAUCAAGAACCUUCCAAUGAUAAAUUGUACAUUCUCACACCUUCUGUUAAACUCAAUUUGAGGGAUCUAGUGAGAGUGGUUGCAGCAAGAAUUCAUCCGGUGCUUAUUCAAGGAGAGACGUCAGUCGGUAAAACCAGUCUGAUCAACUGGUUGGCAUCUGCGACUGGAAACAACUGUGUGCGGAUCAAUAAUCAUGAACAUACGGACAUUCAGGAAUAUAUUGGCUGCUAUGCAUCCGAUGACAUGGGAAAACUAGUAUUUAAGGAAGGUGUGCUUAUUAAUGCCAUGCGAAAAGGCCAUUGGAUAAUUCUCGAUGAAUUGAAUUUGGCCCCGACUGAAGUUUUAGAAGCACUUAAUCGACUACUUGAUGAUAACCGCGAGCUCUUUGUUACCGAGACACAGGAAGUGGUAAAAGCACAUCCAAGGUUCAUGCUUUUUGCAACCCAGAACCCUCCUGGACUGUAUGGAGGUAGAAAGGUGUUGUCAAGAGCAUUUAGAAACCGCUUUGUGGAGUUGCAUUUUGAUGAGCUACCAAGUGCUGAGCUUGAAGUGAUCAUUCACAAGAGGUGCAGUUUGCCCCCAUCGUACUGUGCCAAAUUGGUUAAAGUUAUGCUGGACCUGCAGUCUUAUCGGAGAGGGUCAAAUGUUUUUGCUGGAAAACAUGGCUUCAUUACUUUGCGAGAGCUGUUUAGAUGGGCUGAACGCUACAGGUUGUCUGAAGUAACUGCACAAAAUUACGACUGGAUUAAGCACAUAGCUACUGAUGCGUUUAUGCUCUUGGCUGGGCGUGUGAGAAAGGAGGAAGAAGUUGCUGUCAUUCAACAUAUUCUUGAAAAACAUUUCAAAAAGAAGCUUGUUCCGGAAACCAUUUUUUCAAAAGAGAAUUUUGAGAAAAAAUGGAGUCACUGGACAAGUUUAAAGUCGGUCAUGCCUGACGAGUUUCGACAUGUAGUAUGGACGUAUGGGAUGAGAAAACUAGCAAUGUUGGUGGGACAGGCUUUGCAGUUUGGAGAAGCUGUGCUCCUUGUUGGAGAAACUGGGUGUGGUAAGACUACAAUCUGUCAAAUGUUUGCUGCCCUGACCAACCAGAAGCUACGUACAGUAAACUGCCAUCUGCACCUGGAGACAUCAGACUUCCUUGGAGGUCUAAGGCCUGUCAGGCAUACUUCCAGUGAAAAUGACGGCGACAACCCCAGCAGGCUGUUUGAGUGGCACGAUGGUCCUCUUGUACUCGCCAUGAAGGAAGAUGACAUGUUUCUGAUGGAUGAGAUUUCUUUGGCAGAUGACUCUGUUUUGGAAAGGCUGAAUAGUGUCCUGGAAGCUGAGCAGACCCUUUUGCUUGCAGAGAAGGGAAGUGGGGAAGAUGAUCAAGUGGAGCUCAUAACUGGCGGAAACAAAUUUCGGAUUCUUGCAACAAUGAAUCCCGGUGGUGAUUUUGGGAAGAAAGAGCUUUCGCCAGCCCUGAGGAACAGAUUUACCGAGAUCUGGUGCCCACCGUGUAAUAGCCGUGAUGAUUUGAUGGAGAUUAUUCAACAUAACAUCUGCCCCCGACUUUCUUUGAAUGGAGAAGAUAAUGAAGGCAAAGAUAUUGCUGUGCUCAUUUUGGAUUUCAUUGACUGGCUAAAAAAUCAAGAAUUUGGACGUCGAUGUAUAUUGAGUAUUCGUGAUAUUUUGUCUUGGGUAAACUUCAUGAAUGUUACAACUAAGAGAGUGACCCCAGAAGUGGAUCUGGAUGAACGCAGUGGGUUCCAGCUCGAUCCUGUCACUGCAUUCAUACAUGCUGCCUGUCUCAUUUGUAUUGAUGGCCUUGGAUCAGGUUCCACAGUUUGUUCACCUGCAGCUACUUUGGCUGCUCGCAAAGCGUGCUUGGAAUUUCUUUUUAAAAAGCUAUCAGCGAUUACACGGAUGAAGAAACAUCUGUGGAGCAUGCUAAACUGUUAUGAUGAGAAGAGAAAAAGGAAAGUUUUAGCGACCAAACGCUAUUUUGGAAUUCAUCCUUUCUACAUCCCUGUAGAAGGGGCAGGCGGAGAAAGUGUCGCUCUUGACGACUAUGCACUGAAUGCCGGCACGACGGCAAUGAAUGCUCAGAGAGUACUGCGGGCCCUGAAGUUAAGCAGGCCAAUUCUCUUGGAAGGAUCACCAGGAGUUGGCAAGACAAGCCUGGUAGCAGCUCUGGCAAAGGCUUCAGGAAACCAACUAGUCCGAAUUAACCUUUCUGAGCAAACAGAUGUGACUGAUUUGUUUGGGACGGACCUGCCAGUGGAGGGUGGCAAAGGUGGACAAUUUGCCUGGCGAGAUGGUCCUCUGCUUGGAGCCUUGAAGGCUGGACAUUGGAUUGUUUUAGACGAGUUAAACCUGGCAUCUCAAUCUGUUCUGGAGGGACUGAAUGCUUGCUUUGAUCAUCGUGCUGAGGUUUUUAUUCCUGAGCUGGGACUUCACUUUAAAGUGCAACAUACGAAGACCAAGAUCUUUGCCUGCCAGAAUCCUUACAGACAAGGAGGUGGAAGGAAAGGCCUCCCCAAGUCAUUUCUCAACAGGUUCACUCAGGUUUAUGUGGAUCAACUUUCAGUUUCUGACAUGGAGUAUAUUGCUGAAACGAUCUUUCCUGCUAUUGGUAAAAACAUCAUCAGUAAAAUGGUUCAUUUUAAUCAUAAGGUUAACCAAGAAGUAAUGGUAGAAAGGAAAUGGGGACAAAAAGGAGGACCAUGGGAGUUCAACCUACGUGAUCUCUUCCGAUGGUGCCAAUUAAUGUUGGUAGACCAAAUGCCAGGGUGCUAUGAUCCAGGCCAACAUGUUGUUUUGGUGUAUGCAGACCGAAUGAGAACGGAAGCAGACAGGAGGAAUAUGUUUGCUGUAUUUAAAGAAACCUUCUCUGGUGAUGAUGAAAUUCAAUUGCAUCCCUACACCGGGUCCAGAAAAUUCCAUAUCACACCACAGCAGGUUCAGGUUGGCUAUUCUAUCCUCUCACGCAGUGCUUUCAAUGUUCCCAUGUCGAGCAAACAUCUGUCCAUCCUUCACCAUUCCCUCCAACCACUGGAGUCUGUCAUGAAGUGCACUCAGAUGAGCUGGAUGGUAAUUUUGGUGGGACCAGCUGCCAGUGGGAAAACCAGCCUAAUUCAGCUCUUGGCCCUCCUGACAGGACAAAAUUUAAAGGUUAUGGCAAUGAACAGUGCUAUGGACACCACAGAACUACUUGGUGGAUAUGAACAGGUUGAUAUUUUACGUCCUUGGCAAAGUUUAAUUGGGAAGGUGAAAGAUGCUGUCUUUGCCAUCAUUAAAAAUAUGCUGCUCUCUCUGGAUUCUUUCCAUGAAUGCAGUAAUCUUCUCAAACUCUGGAAUUCAUUCCUGAUGAGCGAUUCUCAGUCACUUGAAAAGGAACACAGUGCUGGCAUUUCCACAGAUGCAGUGAACAAAUUAGAGGAUUUGCUUGCUGUUUUUCACCAGUUCAACAACAAAUUGAACACACUCUCAUCAUCAGAAUUUGAAGAAUUGAUUGCAGAAUUCCAGCAAUUCAACUAUCAACGCAGUCAGUUUUUGGAUGGUAAAAAGCGUGGCACCUUUGAAUGGGUUGAUGGGAUGCUUGUACAGGCAUUGAAUUCUGGAGACUGGCUACUGCUGGACAAUGUUAAUUUUUGCAGUCCUUCUGUGCUUGAUCGUCUUAAUGCUCUUCUGGAACCUGGAGGAGUCCUGACCAUAGGUGAAAGAGGAGUGCUUGAUGGCACCAGCCCAACUAUUGUACCACAUCCAAAUUUCAGGCUGUUUAUGACCAUGGACCCAGCACAUGGGGAAAUCUCCCGAGCCAUGAGGAAUCGUGGAAUUGAAAUUUAUAUCACAGGCGAGCACAAUGCAGAUCCUCUGGAUGAACAAGAUAUGAAAAUGUUACUACAUGGGCUUGGCUUAAUGGGAGAACAACCGUGCACUCAGCUGAUGACUUUGUACUCCAAAAUCAAAGAAACGGCAGUAGGUAGUCCCUCCAUAAAUUCACUUCUUCGGGCAGCUGUUCUCAUUGUCCAACAUCUCAAGCGUGGUCUUGGAUUACCAGAGGCGUUCCGUCGAGCUUGUUUAGACGUAUUCAUCUCAUCACAGAGUUCUCAAGCUUAUCAGAAGCAAGUACAAGAACUUGUGGAGAAGCAUGUGUUGACAUUGGCAUCGCCCGAAUUCCAGGCUCAAUCCUUGACCACUUUAGGGUUGUGGCCAGAUUCCAUUCCAUCAGCAAUGCUGACAGCAGAGGAUGCAAUGCUGUCAAUGGUCCAUCAAGAUGGGCAGGUCCUUGCUUAUUGUUUGAAUCAACUUAGUCUCGACAAUAACAGGUUUCAACCAUUGACUCUGACUGACCUGGAGUUAGUUUUGCAGUCCUGUAAUGCGGACCGUCUGUCAUUCCACGGCAAUAGGACAGCAGCUGAAUUUGCCAGUGAGAUUGAUAUGAUUCCUGUUGCUGUCAGACUGGUCACGGAGAAGGCAUCAAAUCAAGAUUGGCUGUUGAGGGCCAAGUGGUUGUGCCACAUGGCAAAAUCCCACAAACAGUUGGCAGACCUGAUGCUUGUACAACUGGAAGCAGGGUCGAAAGCUCUCAAUGCAGUUUAUUCCAGCGCCCUGCCAACAGGAAUGAAAGAAGUUAUUCAUCAACUGCAGCUUGAUAAAAACGAGAUUUCCUCAGUCCCUUUGGAUCCACGAUGGAACCAGCAACAAUUGGUUAUUUCAUUUCAUUCUGUUGAUUUUGAAAAUGGAGACCAUUGUUUGAAAGCGUUUCAAGCACGGUUCAGCUCCAUUGCUAAUAGGAUGGCACUUCUAAUGAACAGAGAAGAAAAGGGCUAUAUAGAGAAGGCAGCACUGGCGUCUGAAAGUGCAAAAAAAUCAGGGAAACGCAGUGCUUUGAGGAUAUCAAUAGCAUUUCAUAAAGGUUUGCUAAGUUUUGAAAAUCUACCCCACCCUGCAUUGGCUCAUCUUGCUGCUUUCUUUGAAGUUUGGGAUGCCUGUGUGUUACAUUGCAUCAAGUCACAGUUUCAUCAAUUAGAAGAUGAUGUCUUCAAUGAAGUGCAGUGUAACAGUUUGUGGAGGGAUCGGUUCUGGGCGGUUGCAGAUAAAGUCACUUCGGAGUUUGAAGGCAUAGCCCUGCUGUCACUGCACUGGCACUGGAUCAUGAAGCACCUCCUGAAAGAUCACCUCCAGCAGCUCUCUUGUGUUUCUCAAAUUUCUCAAGAAAUUCACACCAUUUCAGUCAACCUCCAAAGUCAUCUGGCGAGUCAGAGUGGAAUAUCUUUCGGCAUAAAGAGAAUGCAGAAAUCACUGGGUUUCCCCUCACCGUUCAAGGUUGAAUCUGUUUUGGAAUGUGCAUCUAAUCUCAAGACACUAAGUUCUGCCCUGGAUGUGCUAAGCCUGAGACCAAAAAUGACAGACAUGGCCUGGAAAGAGCAACUUUGUAGAAUAAAAGCAGUUGCCACUGACUGGAAUAUCAAGAAGGACUUGCUGUUGGCUUGGGGUCUUGUACUUCGAGCCAAUUACCUUACAGAAUCUGACAUUGAUGAAAUACGGUGUGUGGUAAGCUCUUUAACUUCAGUGAUGAAAUCUCGGUGUCUGCUCAACUCUCCCAAUUCCAAGGGCGUUGAGCCAAGGCCACUCGAACUGGAUGGGGAUUGUUUGAAUCAAUUACAGAGCAAUAUUCAGCUGUGGCCUGCGGUGGAAUAUUUGUCAUUACUUUGCAAGUUUAAAGUGUUGGCUGACCUCUUGGACCUAUCAUUAAUACCCAGAAGCAGAAUUAAACCAGAUAGGUCAAAGGUAUGUGCAGAACUGCGUCAAUUAGUAUCAUUCUGCAUACGAUCAACACCAGCCAAUGCACAAGGUCUUCAGGGAUUUUGGUACUUGAUACAGAGAGAUCUUUCUGCCGAGGAAUUGAACAUGUUGCGUUCGGUGCUGAUGUCGGCCGUGUUCGGAGAAUGUUGGACCAGUUCUGUGACAACAGACCCUGACUAUUGGCUGACGUGGAAAUCCCCAAAGUCUGUACAAAAUGAAUGGGUGCUGGAGGCUUUCACAGACAAAUCCUUAAAGGGCCCUGCUGUUUUGUGUAGAGCUGUUCAGUCAAAAUGUAUCUUUGAAGUUCUGAUUGGUAAUCAAGACAAUCGCAAGACCGUGGAGGGAAUUGGUGGAAUAACAGCAUCCCACGUUGCUCUGGGAGAGUGGCAUGAGCGGACCAGGCAGUUACGAGAUGUCAGCACUAUAUUGUGGACAAAUAUGGCUGUUAAUUCCUUUGCCGAAUUCAGAUCUACAGAUUCCAGAUUGCAGCGUAUCAUACUACAUAAACAGCUCCAGGCAGUGAAGGAUCUUUUGCCAGGAGAAAUUCAGGAGGAAUACCUAAUGACGUGCGACCAAUUGGUCUUUGACAAAGAUGACGCAGCCUGUGACUCUGUUCUGGGGUCGCUCAAAGGUCUUGCAGGACAUGGAGCACUGACUGAAGAUGUUGUUUCGCUUUUUGUGACAUGCAUACAGGAAUUUGUGGGGAAAGAAAAGGAUUUCAGUAGCCUUUCCAGUCAGGCCCAGAGUGGUUGUCUGUGGGUACACCUAGGGUUGUUGCAAAUUCUGAUUUGGACACCACAGACCAAGUUUGACCCUGCUGUUAAAAGGCAGUACAAGCUGAAUUAUGUUACUGAGGAGUUACAACAAUUGGAGACUGAGUGGAAGUGUCGGAACCUAUCGGAAAAGUUAUUCACUGGCCGAGAACAUUCUCAGGAAGGAGAGAAUGAGCAUUGCCAUCCCAGAAUUAGGUUUUUGCAGCAGAGAAUCAAGCACCUGAAAGAGAAGGGUGCAGAACUUUCCAGAAAACAAGCACAUCGUCCCAAUGUGCCGCAGUACGUACGUUUAUACCAGGACAUCCAUCAUUACAUAUUGAGUAUUGGACACGGUUCAAGAAUCAAAAUCCUCCUGCUGCGUCUGCUGCAACAUUUGCUGGCGAAGCGACCAAAAACACGGCAGAGUUUCCAGACCAUGUUGAAGGAAGAGGCGGCUUGGCAGCAAUCUCAGCACCAUUUCAGGAGGCGAAUUGCCGAAGAGUACUGGCAAUACCCCGAUGUUGUCGAGCCACUUAAUGCUGCAGUCCUGCAAAUGCAGCAUGGCAUGAGACUUCUGACAUCAGAAGUCCAUCUUGCAUUAAAUCACAAGUUUGUCAACCAGGCUGAUCUUACUCGGCUUGUCACUUGCCUUUUGGUCUUCCCUUCCGUCAGCCGUGAAUUCCCAACCUACCUCAGCCUUGCAGAAGCGUUAUGUUCAAAGACUUUCAUGGAAACCAUACAAGGGCUUGUUCAGCUCCUGGGUAAGAGCUUGCCAGCAAAAUCUGAAGAGAAGACUUUGGUCAAGGAGCAAAGAAUGCUGCCAACACAAGAACAGCUGCUAAUGAAUGCUCUACUAUACUUGCAUUGCCAUGUACUUUCCAUGGGUGAACUGGAUCAGGAUUCACUGCAACUUCUCAGGCACAUACAUCAAGCAAUGGUAAAUGCUUGGGAUGAGCAAGAAGAAUGCAGGCGAUUGAAGGAGGAACAGGAAGCCAGCCUGUACAAGUACAAGAAUAAGCAGCAUGGCCUUUCAGAGGUAGAGGAGGAAGAACAGGAAUUCAAGCAGAAUUUCCCACAAUAUAGCACGGAUUUCACCGAUAUUACAUCCCAGCCCAGUCUUGAACAAGAAGAGAUGGACACUGAAGUUAAGACCCCAGCGGCUAAAGCAGGGCACCGUGCACCAAUCUCGCCAAGUUCAAUUCAGAUGUUGAUAAAAAUUCACCAGCAAAUGUAUUUGGGAUUUACACAAUCCUUGUGGUACCACCAGGGAGCGCCUGCACAUCAGAACAGUGAUUACUUAGGCGCUUUAGUGUCCUCUUAUCAUACAGCUGCUGUGCUAAUUACACAGUUCUAUUCUCUCAUUGAUGCUUCCUUGAGUGGACAACUUCAUGGCAGUCAGUUGCUGAUGAGUUCCCUCAUCCAAAGUGCUGUUUCUCGAGAAGGAGCCUGUGAGCUCAUCCUGCCCCAGGAGGAAACAUAUGACUUCUAUCACCAUCCAAAUAUUCCGGAGGUCAAGAAAUGUCUGCCUGUUCUGAGAAAUUUCACCCAAAAGGUGAAGGAAUUACUAAUAGAGUGGCCUGAACAUCCAGUGCUGUUGCAGUUGUUGGUCGUAAUGGACAGAAUUCGAGGUUUUCCCAUUUCCAGUGCUUUGGCAAAAUUCUUAAAUGGUAUGGAGAUCCUCUUGAGCAAAGCCCAGGACUGGGAAGAGAAUGCUAGUCGAUCUGUGUCCUUGCGAGAACGCCUCGAUGAUGUUACCCAUCUAAUUAUUCAGUGGCGUAAACUGGAGCUAAACUGCUGGUACAGUAGUCUUGACAUUGUGAGGAAAAGACAAAUGGAGAAGUCAGCCAAACAUUGGUUUUCAAUAUAUCAAUUGGUUGAAAAAUACCUUCAGAAGCAAGCUGAAGAAAAUGUGAAAGAAGUGGAAGAUGGGAUGAAACUGACUGAAAUUAUCAGCAAUCUGCAAGCUUUCAUUGAAGGAGCCACCUUGGCAGAGUUUCACUUUCGCUUGUCAAUGCUGAUAGCAUUCCAUUGUCAUGUUGUGGCAGCCCCAGAGCAGGAAGGAAAAGAUGCCUUGUGCAGUUUACUCUGGAAUUUAUACAACUACUACAAGCAAUUUUCAGAGACCGUUCACGCUAAAAUAACUGAAUGCCGCAGUCCUAUAGAGAAAGAAUUGAAGGACUACAUCAGGGUUAGCCGAUGGAAUGAUGUCAGUUACUGGGCUGUAAAGCAGUCAGUGGAGAAAACGCACAGGACGCUGUUUAAGUUGAUGAAGAAGUUUGAGACUGUUCUGCAGAAGCCAUGCCGUCCAGAAUUAACAGAGAUGGGAAAGUCUGGAGACUUGAGUAGUGUUGACCCACAGAAAUGGACCAAUAUAGAGACGCUGAAUUGUACUCUAAAGAGAGUUUUCACAGAAAAAUCGGAUCCAACACAGGCAAUUUUUCUGGAAGUGGGAAAAAGCAUUCUCUGUAAAGAUGCAAAUUCUCUUCAGGCCCGUCUGCCAGUGCUGUGUAAAAGAAUGAGGAAAAUGUGCUUGACACUGGUGAUGAAAAGUUCCCUUCCAAGAUUGGUGGAAAGUUUGGAUCAAUUUACAGGAGAUGUUAUUACUGGUGUCCAAGAUCUCCAGGCCCUUGCUGUUAAUCAGAAUGCUGAUAAGGAAGUACAGAGAUCAGAAGUCAAACAUAUCUUGAUGCAGAAGCAAAGAGCAUUGGCAGACCUCUUCAAACAGCUUGCUGAGAUUGGUCUUUCUUACCGAAAAGGAUUGGUUUGGUCCCGAACUAAGGAUCUUCAGGACCUGCUUUGUCUACACCCACUUGAUGUGAAAACGGCAAUAAAUGUGGUUGAGAGCGAUGAUGAGUUAAAUAAAAUGCUGUUCCAGGAAAUCUCUGCUGCAUGGGGUGGUUGUCAGAAGUACUUCUACCAGUCCCUGGCACGGCGGGCUGGUCUCCAGGCAGCGAUGCGUACUCCUGCAAAGGAAAUCGGCUUGGGUGCUGUCGACCGUUGUCAAGGAUUUAUUGCUCAUCUUUUGAAACUGUUGAUCAAACAAAGACAACGACUAACGAGACUAACUGAGCAGUGGGUCAGCUUAAGGCAUCUGAUGAAAAGCAUCCAGAAAAUUCGGGAGAGAUUGGCAGGAUUGCAGGAUCAUGAUGUAGCCCUCCCCCCUCAGAAUGGUGUGAGGCUUUGGAUGAACCAACUUCGCACUCUCUUAAUGAAACUUGUGAUGACUUUGGAGCAAACUUCGUGGUUUCUUCAGUGUUGCCCAAAAGACCAGUCAGCCGUAGCACAUCAGGGCAAUCCAAUGGGUGCUCAAAAAAUGGAUAGUUGUGAAGGAGACUCGGGUGAUGCCAAUGUGGCAGUAUCCUCUCAGCCUGAGCACUUUGUCCAACUGCACCUUGCGUUCCCUACUCCCUUGGUUGACGAUGACUUACCCGAUGCUUGUAAAAUGCGGCAAGGCGAUGCAGUGUGGAAGAAAAUGACCCAACAGGUCGCAGACACGCUGAAAGAUGUCAAGGUCGCAAAGGCAGAAGUAGAUGAAAUGAGCCAGCAAACUAGCAAAAUCUUGCUGUAUUCAUGGACAUGUUUUGAGACUUGUUCUUCUGGGAUGAAUUGCCUGCGUAGAACCAUAGUUCAACUACAAGAUCUACAGGCUGCUUUUGUUGUUUCUGGCUCCCAGAACACUUGCUGUCCUGCAUUGUUCAGGAGUCUGGAAUAUAUUAAGGAGGAAGCUACCUGUGCAGUGACCGAAUUUGCAACCUGGGAGAAAGAACUCUUAAACCAGACUUUUGAUGAUUCCAGUGUGGAUUCGGCAAUGGAUUUCUCCCCACUGGUGGAACCAGCUAUUAACACAGUGCUUUGUGCUGUGCAGACUAUAGUGAAAGGGCAGAAGGAAGAAACGGAACAGGAACAAGAGCAAGUCAUUGAAAAUGAAAAUAAUGAAGGUAAAGUUCAGUCCGGAUACUUAAGCAAAUGUUUGGAGCAUCAAUUGGCAAACGACAUCACUUCCUUAAACCUGAAGAAAGUUACUGCUGUGGUUUCAGACCUUCUGAAAAAGCUCAUAGAUUAUCGCCAAGACUGCGCAGUGGAAGAGUACCAGAUGUUCAAUCAAAACUGCCGUAGCAUUGUGCGACUUCUACCCAUGUUGACUUCCUACUCCGAACUUGCCCUCUAUUACCUAUCAGUGUCCAUCACAACUCAUAGAAGCACUGGAAAAUUGCUGUCCAUUUUGGCUCAUUUAUUUACGGAUCUUGCUGUGAAGGGAUUCUGCCUUCCCAAAGAACUGAUGGAGGAUGCGAUGGGAGAAGGUGCAACCCAAUUCCAUGACAAUGAGGGUGGUGGGAUUGGAGAAGGUGAAGGGGUGAAAGACGUUAGCGACAAGAUAGAAAACGAAGACCAGGUGGAAGAUAACUUCUCCAAAGACCAAGGAAAGAAAGAGGAUCCAGAAAAUAUGCCAGACAUUAAAGAUGAAGAAGAGGCCAUAGAAAUGUCUGAGGAUUUUGAGGGAAAGCUGCACGAUGGCGAGCCUAAAGAACAAGGAGAGAAAGAUAAUGAUGAAAAAUCAGAUAGUGAAGAGGAAGAAGAACUGGAUAAACAGAUGGGUGACCUGGGAGAUGCUGAAGCUGACAAACUGGAUGAAAGACUUUGGGGAGAUGAUGAUGAUGAUGAUGAUGACGACAAUGCUAAUGAGAAGCCUGAGGAAAGUGGACCAGGGAUGGAUAUGGAACAGUCAGAACUUGUUGCUAAAGAUGACAAUGUGGACGCAGCCAACAAAAAUGACAAAGACACAAAAAGUCGACAGGAGGAGGAGAAGGAUACCGAGCUGAGCGAAGAAAGCAUAGAUAAAAUCCAUGAACAAUUGGAUGAGCGUGAGUAUGAUGAAAAUGAAAUAGACCCUUAUCAGGGCAACAAGAAGCAACCAGACGUUGAGGCCUUGGAUCUACCUGAAGAUCUCAAUCUCGAAAAUCAAGAUGGAGAAGAAAGUGACAAUGAGAAGGAGGAAGAAGGGGACGAUCCACUCAAUAUAGAUGAAAAACUAACAGAUUUCAACGAGAUCCCUGCGGAUGAGGAAGACCAGACAAUGGAGGAGAGUAAUGAACAAGAGCAAAAUGAUCGUGCUCAAACAGCGGAUGAAACUGAUGAGAAAACGCAGGAGGAGGAUGGCAAUGAGGAAAAAAGUGAAUGCCAAGAUCAAGAACCCUCAGAGGAAGAAACACCUGAAAACGUAGAAGACGAACAACUGCCUAAACAGGAUGAACAAAGGGAACCUGGCAGGGAGGAGGCAGGAGGUCCUGAUGAAGAGCUACAGUCAAAAAAAGAUGACAAUGCAGAAGACCAGGACGUUCCAGAGUCCAAGCAACGAAUGGAGCAUGAAGCUGCAGGGAAAACUGGGGACGAGAACCUUCAGAGUGAUACAGCUGUGGAACUGGCAGGAUCUGCAACGGAGAAAGACCAGGCUAAGGAGGAACAAGGCUGUGGGGCUGCAGAUGCUAAUCAAUCAGAGGGCCAUGAAUCCAAAUUCACAGCAAGGGUCUCGUCUCAAAGACAAUCUCGGGACAAAACACAGAGUUACAAGAGAAAACCUGGCCAUGGUGAUAAUGAGAGGACAAUGGGCGAUCGCAAUGAACGUGUGAGUAAGCGCCUCAAGACUGUGGAAGCUGACAGUGCACGUCAACAAGACACAUCCCAGUCGGAACAGAAGGUCGAUGAGGCUGACAUUUAUGAACAUGUGAAAGAAGGAUGUGAUUCCUAUGAUACUCAAACCUAUGAUGCAGCCACAACAGAGCAACAAAAAGUAGGUGGAGCAAGCCAGGAAGAGCAAGAUGAAGAAUCUGAAUCCAUUCAAAUGGAAACCAUUCAGGAAGAGGAACUGGAGUGUGUGGAUGUACAGGAACUGAAGCCUGAGAAAGAAAGGCCGUCAACUACAACAGCAUCAGGACAUGACAGUCUUGAAUCGGAGCUGCAUCUUCCCAACACUGAAGAUAUGGAUGUUUCCAAAGAUGACUUGUUGGACUCUGAAAAAGAACCGAAGCCUGAGAGAAGCAGGGAGUCCACAAUCCAUACUGUGCAUGACCUGUUAACUGAGGACAUGGAACAAAGCGUCGUCCUUGACCCAGAGGAACUGCGUAAAAAGCUGGAAGAGCAACUGAAUGCUUGGCAGAAUGAAGAGGCAGGUGAUCCAGAAAAGGAGAAAGCCGCAGCUGUGAUGUGGCAACAGUACCAGACAUUGACAGCUCCUCUAUCACAGCAGCUAUGUGAACAACUUCGUCUUAUACUGGAACCCACACAGGCAGCUAAACUCAGAGGGGAUUAUCGAACAGGAAAACGGUUGAACAUGCGCAAAGUGAUUCCCUACAUCGCAAGUCAAUUCCGCAAGGACAAAAUCUGGCUUCGCAGAACAAAGCCAAACAAGCGGCAGUACCAGAUCUGUUUGGCUAUUGAUGAUUCUUCCAGCAUGGUUGAUAACCACUCCAAACAGCUAGCCUUUGAAGCCUUGGCUGUGAUUGGUAAUGCUCUCUCACUUCUAGAGGUUGGACAGGUUGCUGUGUGCAGCUUUGGAGAGAGUGUUCAGUUGCUGCACCCAUUCCACGAGCAGUUCAGUGAUCAAUCAGGAGCAAGAAUACUGCGGAGCUGUCAGUUCCAACAGAAGAAAACCAAGAUAGCUCAGUUUCUGGAAUCUGCAGCCAACAUGUUUGUUGCAGCACAGCACCAAUCCCAACAAGGAAAUCCAGAAACUGCACAGUUAUUAUUGAUCGUGUCCGAUGGAAGAGGUCUGUUUUUAGAGGGGAAAGAACGAGUUGCAACAGCCGUUGAGGCUGCUCGACAUAAUAACAUCUUUGUUAUCUUUGUUGUUCUGGACAAUCCUGACUCCAAGGAUUCCAUCCUGGACAUCAAAGUCCCCAUCUUCAAGGCUCCAGGAGAAAUGCCAGAAAUCAAAUCGUACAUGGAAGAAUUUCCAUUCCCUUUCUAUGUAAUACUGCGAGAUGUGAAUGCUCUCCCAGAGACGCUCAGUGAUGCACUCAGGCAAUGGUUUGAACUGGUGACAGCGUCUGAUUAUUAAUGAAAUGUCUCGUAGGAAGUUGCCACCUGCUGUCAUCAACUAUUGAUGUUUCAAAUUAUGCACAAUCUGUAAAAUUGUACUUUUACUGUAGAUCCACUUACUGUUGUGUGUUGUCAUUUGAGAAUACCUGAGCUUAUAAUGUGAAUUUUUUUAAUUCACAUUGAGAUCUUACCACAUGGUGGUGUUUGUGCCAAAGGCACAGUUUAUUGUAUUGAAUGAGAAAUCCUGUCGGAGGUUUGAAUAUCACUUCUUUUUUGUAGUGUGGAUAUAUGUUGCGAAGGUGACUUCUACAAACAUAAGCUUCAGUGUGUCAUUCAGAGAUGGCUUUCUUUCUUAAGAUUGUAUUCGGAAUUUUUUUAAUGUCAAUAAAAUUAUGCAAUAUCUGAAAACUA
This is a messenger RNA of Amblyraja radiata (thorny skate), 17264 nucleotides long. RefSeq names its product midasin AAA ATPase 1 (gene mdn1). The transcript is spliced from 102 exons. Gene Ontology annotation, molecular function: ATP binding; ATP hydrolysis activity. Gene Ontology annotation, biological process: ribosomal large subunit assembly; ribosomal large subunit export from nucleus. Lineage: Eukaryota; Metazoa; Chordata; Chondrichthyes; Rajiformes; Rajidae. The record is from RefSeq and is a predicted model, not a curated record. The coding region runs from base 16 to 16872 and encodes 5618 amino acids. Gene Ontology annotation, cellular component: preribosome, large subunit precursor; nucleus.